CAUGCAGCCAAGAUGUUGAGAAAUAGGACUAAUACUUUGUACAGAAUAGAUGAAUUAACAAUGUAAAAGCGAAAAGUAAAAGGGGAGAUAGCUAGCUCUUUAAUUUUUCAUCCAACUUUUUAGAAAGAAUCUUUUCGUAUCUUGUCUGCUACUUUUAAUUUUAAAUCGUCAUCCAUAUCAUAAUCCUCUAAAUGCUAAGCACUCUAUAUAUAACGUAAUUUAUCAUUAGUCGAACUCAACUUAAGGUGACACAUACUGUAUCAUAUAACACAAUUAAGCUAAGGACUAUUGCUGUGUUGAAUAUUCGAAUUUGGAGAUGGCGGACAUGCAGAUAGUUCUGGCAGGCAAAAAUAACGUAGAACCUCAGUAUGUGGAAAUGAUGGUGCCACUCUACUCUUAUGGUUGUGAGAGAAAAAUCAACAAGGCUCUUUCCCAUAUCAAAGGGAUAUAUUCAGUGAACGUAGAUUUUGAACAACAGAAGGUGACAGUAUGGGGAAUAUGCAACAAGUAUGAUGUGCUGGCCACAGUUAGGAGCAAAAGAAAAGCAGCUCGUUUUUGGAAUCCAGAAGACAACAACAUAGAAGAAUCAGAAACAGAUUCAUCAUCAAGCCCACCACCAGCUUCUGGUUAUCGAAUUAGGUCCACUGCACCACCUUUGGCACUCAUAAGGGCUAGAUCACUAAGCUGGAAAGCUUUGAAAAAGGCCUUCACUAGAACAUAUUCAUUCUAAUUAAAACAUAAGGUCCAAUUUUAUCCCCCCCUAUGGACCCUUCUUUCCUACCCACAUGAAGAAAUAUGAGCAUGGAUGUAACUAUAUGUAUUGUAUUUGUAUAUAGUUAAGUUUUCCCAUCUUUAAUUUUGCAGUGGUUCCUACCUAAGCUUUUCUGAGGGACGAAGAAUCCGUUUAUGUUUGAUUAUGGUCUUCGAUUGUUAUAGAAUUUUAACAUAAAAACUUCAGUGCUAUUUUUACCU
Molecule: messenger RNA, 972 nt
Organism: Capsicum annuum
Lineage: Eukaryota; Viridiplantae; Streptophyta; Magnoliopsida; Solanales; Solanaceae
Product: heavy metal-associated isoprenylated plant protein 28
Exons: 2
Coding region: 317-730 (137 amino acids)
Molecular function (GO): metal ion binding
Source: RefSeq, a predicted model, not a curated record